AUGGCUACAGAAACCACGUCAAAUGGCGUUCAGAGCGAGCCAUGGAUUGUUGAAAACAGAGCGGUGGAUGAUGCGCGACCUAUCAAGGUGCGAGUGAUGGGAGCAGGAAUAUCAGGAAUCAUUACCUGCAUUCGCCUAGCGCAAAAGAUCAAGAACAUUGAUCUUGCUGUAUUGGAAAAGAAUGAUGAUAUUGGUGGUACUUGGUAUGAAAAUCGGUAUCCAGGUUGCGCAUGUGAUAUUCCCUCCCACACCUAUCAAGCUACUUUCGAACCAAACCUUGAAUGGUCACAAUUCUACGCCAGCGCAAAAGAGAUCCACCAGUACUGGAAGAAGGUCGCCAAGAAAUAUGGUGCUAUGGAAAAGAUUUACCUCAAGCACAAGGUUCUCGCGGCACACUGGAAUGAUGAGCUCGCCAGAUGGGAUAUCAAAGUCCAAGUGUCAGAUGGGUUUGUGUGGGAUGACUGGUGCGAUGUUUUCAUUUCGUGUGCUGGGUCUCUGAACAACUGGAAAUGGCCCGCUAUCCCUGGUCUGCAUGACUUCAAGGGUAAGCUCUUGCACACAGCUGCGUGGGAUGAGGAAUAUGAUUACAAGAACAAACGAAUUGCUGUGGUUGGCAACGGAUCAAGUGGUAUCCAGGUAGUACCAGCAAUGCUUCCAGACGUCAGUCACAUUGACCAUUAUGCCCGUGGCCGGACGUGGCUAUCCUCGACCUUUGCUCGUGAGAAGCUUGACGAAAUAGGAGGAAGUAACAAAGACAACAUCACUUUCAGUCCCGAGAGGAUUGCAGAGUUCAAAUCCGACCGAGCAGUAUACCAUAAAUUCAGGAAGGACAUCGAACAUGACCUCCAGAAUGGCUUCUGGGUGACUAUCAAAGACACACCUGAACAGCUAGCAGGCCCAGAAUUUUUCAAAGAGAAUAUGAAACGUCGUCUAGCCAAGAAGCCCGAGCUGUUGGACCAAAUACUUCCGGAAUUUCCACCCGGUUGCCGUCGCUUGACGCCUGGUCCUGGUUACCUCGAAGCCCUCACAGACGAAAAAGUGGACGUGAUUAAGACCGAGAUCAGCUGCAUUGAUUCAACUGGCAUUACCACAGCAGAUGGUGUGCACCGAGAGGUCGACGUCAUUGUAUGCGCAACUGGGUUCGACACUACCUAUCUACCCCGUUUCCCCAUGACAGGUCGCAAAGGCAUCUCUCUAGCCGAGAAGUGGAAAGACAUCCCAGAGACAUACAUUUCUCUCGCUACGAACGAGUUCCCUAACUACUUCAUCUGCCUCGGCCCCAAUGCCGCCCUCGGACAUGGAAGCUUGAUUCUAUUGAUCGAAAAUGAGAUUGAUUACAUCACAAAAUGUGUCGCCAAGCUGCAACGCGAUAACAUUCGCUCAAUGGUACCUCGCAAGGAAGCCGUUGAGCGAUUUACAAAACACUGCGAGCAACAUUUCAGCAAAACCGUGUUUAGCGAAAAGUGCCGUAGCUGGUACAAGGGUGGUAAAGAAGAUGGACGCGUUAUCGCGGUCUGGCCUGGAUCAUCCCUACACGCCCUUAAGACAUUCAGCAACCCCCGUUGGGAAGACUUUGAAUAUGAAUACAUCAACGAUAACCCCAACGGCUGGAUUGGCGAUGGUUGGACCGCUGCCGAAAAGCUACGUUCAUUUGAUGUGAAUUAUCUGGACGAUGAUCAGAUUGAUUUCCCGACCCCGGUUGAGGUUGAGGCCAAGAAAGAGGAAGAAGCAACAACAGAAGUACAGGAAGACAAGAAAGAAGAGACUCCUAGCGUAGAGGUGUCAAAGAACUCGAGUACAGUACAUGUUGAGACGGUGGCUGUCGAAGUGCCCGCUUAG
This is a messenger RNA of Talaromyces marneffei, 1839 nucleotides long. RefSeq lists its product as uncharacterized. Bases 1 to 1839 code for a protein of 612 amino acids. NCBI's taxonomy places the organism in Eukaryota, Fungi, Ascomycota, Eurotiomycetes, Eurotiales, Trichocomaceae. The record is from RefSeq and is a predicted model, not a curated record. Gene Ontology annotation, molecular function: NADP binding; N,N-dimethylaniline monooxygenase activity; flavin adenine dinucleotide binding. The transcript is spliced from 6 exons.